CGGCGCUUGGCUGUCAAAAUCACAUGGCGUCGCAAUGGCGCCGCAUAGUAAAACGAUAUUGGCGACUUAACGAUUUAACAAUGUUGGAUGAUGCAGUCGACAUCAGGAGAGACGAAUGGGCUAGAUUUUAAAGUCCGCAAGAUCUAUAGACAUCAUAAAGGCAAAUAGAUUAAGUUCAAAUGACUCCGAUCUCGAUUUGAUCGAAUUAAAAGGUCAUAACCACAACAUCUGUUGACGUUCGUGCAAUCGCACGCUUGAAGUAAAUGGCAAAAUGACAGGCACAGCUGACGAGAAUGCCACGAGGAAGGCGAAGAUUGAGAUCACAUCGUCGAGGAAACGACGCGCGACGCAACGAUUGUCCACUCAAAACGCGUUCCAAGACGACGAUGCAUAAAGUAACAUCAGAAAUAUACACAGAAAAUGAUCAAAUCUCUGAGGAGCUUGACAAUGGCAAUGCGGUAACUGAAUUCACUUUUAAAUGCCCAUCUUACAUGAUUGAGGCAGCAUCCACAGCCGAGCCUUUAAAUUAUGACAGUGACGAUGAUCUAGAUGUAGAUAGAGACAAAGAAGGAGUAAUUCUAAUAGAGCAUAGUGUAUCUACAGAGCUCAAUUUAGUCGGUUUACAAGUGUGGAGAGCCGCUUUCUUGUUAGCCGACUACAUUCUAUCGCAUCAGGAUUUGUUUAGAAAUCAAAUAAUUCUAGAAUUAGGAUCUGGGGUUGGUCUGACCAGUAUCGUAGCGAGUUACUUAGCUAAAGAAGUAAUUUGCACCGAUAUCAACGCAGGUGAUAUAUUAAAUCUAAUUGAACGAAAUUUUCUGAGGAAUUAUACGUACGUUAGAUCGGGUUUUCAUAUCGAGGAAGUGAAUUUUUUAAACUUAGAAUGGCCGAAAAAGUUGGAGGAGAAAUUGCAAAGCGCAAAUAUUGUAUUGGCUGCGGACGUGAUAUACGAUGACAAAAUCACGGAUGGAUUUGUCCGCACGUUGACGAAACUUCUAUAUACGAAAAAGAAAAAGAUAAUUUACAUCGCUCUCGAGAAAAGAUAUGUUUUCACUGUCGCCGAUUUGGAUACCAUUGCUCCGAUGUACGAAGAAUUUUUACGUUGUGUCGAAAAGUACAAAAUGAAUUGGUCUGUAGAUUACAUUAAUAUAGAUUUCCCGCGCUACUUCAAAUAUGAUAGAGUCAAACAUUUGGUUUUAAUGAAGAUACAGAACAAUACAAGAUCUGUUGCACAUACAUAACGAAUAGUUUUUUCAAUUAGAUACGCAAAUAAUAUAUUACGAUAACACAUAAUAUGUUAUCGUAAUUAUCAUAAAGUAUGACAAUAUUCUAAAGAGAAAGAGAGCUUGCCACAUUAAGAACAAGAUCUCUAGACAUAUUUAACAAAAUAUAGUAUCACAAUUAAUGUAAGUUGUAAAAAAUAAUUAUAUAUUUAAAACAAGAUUGUUUAAUGAACAUGUACGUUUGUCAAUACAUAAUACGAAACAAACGGUAAAAAUUUA
Acromyrmex echinatior (Panamanian leafcutter ant) is the source of this 1499-nucleotide messenger RNA. RefSeq names its product methyltransferase-like protein 22. Gene Ontology annotation, molecular function: protein methyltransferase activity. NCBI's taxonomy places the organism in Eukaryota, Metazoa, Arthropoda, Insecta, Hymenoptera, Formicidae. Gene Ontology annotation, biological process: protein methylation. Gene Ontology annotation, cellular component: nucleus. The record is from RefSeq and is a predicted model, not a curated record.